AUGUAUGGAACGAUGAGCAAGUUGCUCACAGUCGUCGCUUGCCUGGGGUUAUUGCAGCCAGGUCUUGCAUAUCGACAAGGAGUAACUCACGACGGCUCCUGGGAACCCGAAUAUGUCCUCAUAGCAACAUCACAAAAUAUUACAGUCAAUUGCCAUUCUCGAAAAUCAGUAGUCUUCAAUGGCACAUCACCUGGACCGGCGAUACACAUGGUAGAAGGAAAGACGACAUGGGUUAGAGUGUAUAAUCAGAUUCAAAAUGACAAUCUCACAGUGCACUGGCAUGGACUUUCGCAAAGAACGGCGCCAUUCUCGGAUGGCACACCUCUGGUGUCGCAAUGGCCCAUUGCCCCGAACGAAUACUUUGACUAUGAAAUCCACCCCGAGAUUGGCGAUGCUGGUACCUACUUUUACCACUCGCACGUUGGCCUCCAAGCCUUGACUGCCCACGGCCUAUUGAUUGUCGAUGGGGCGAAUGACACAGAACCAUACGAAUAUGACGAUGAAAUUCCUCUCGUACUUGGUGACUUUUUCCCGACUGAGGAUGAGGCACUAAUCGCAGGACUAGUGGCCAAUCCCUUCAAGUGGUCAGGAGAGACGCAAGCAUUAAUUCUCAACGAUCGCUCUGGCAAUGCAUCAUUUAGUGACGCAACUGAUCCAUCGUGCACCCCGUACGUGAUGACGGUCGAACCGGGCAAGACAUAUCGACUUCGUUUUGUCGGUGCAACGGCGCUAUCUUUUAUCAUGCUGGGAAUAGAAGGUCAUGCCAAUCUGACUAUUAUCGAGGCCGACGGUCAAUACACCAAGCCCGUCGCCACCGAUCACAUCCAGAUUGGAAGUGGCCAACGCUUCAGCGCAUUGCUCAAGACAAAGACACAGGAAGAGCUGGACGCGGAUGGCAAGAGCUCAUACUGGAUCCGCUACGAGAACCGUGAUCGUCCUGCCAACGUGUCUGGCUACGCUCUCUUGCAGUACACCCGUGGCGGUUAUCCUCAACUUCCUCCUGCAAUCUUGCCCAGCGAAUCUCCCGUUCAACUGACGAGAAAUCUCUCCGAGUAUACAAAGUGGUUGGAGUAUUCUCUAGAGGCGCUCAACCCGCUAGAGACCUUUCCAACCCUUGACGAGGUGACGCGAACGGUUUAUAUCCAGCUGAAUCAGCAUGUCGUCGAUGGUUUCUAUAAUGGAAGCGUGAAUGGAAAGCUGCAAUGGGACUCCAAUAAUCUGACCUGGACGGAGGAGAGUCUCGAAGUCGACCACUUUACGCCGUACUUGGUAUCAGCCUAUACCCAGGGGACUGUUCCGGACUAUGAUGCCGCAAUCGCCAACGGCGGAUGGGAUCCUGCCACGCGAGCAUUCCCUGCACGUGUCGGUGAGACCCUCGACAUUGUCUGGCUCAGCAAUUCGGGACCUACUGGCGGGUUCGACUCUCACCCAAUGCACGCGCACGGCGCUCACUUUUUCGACCUUGGCUCGGGCAAUGGAACGUACAAUGCCACUGAAAACGAGAAACAGUUCUCCGGUUACACUCCAGCCCGGCGGGACACGACGCAGCUCUACCGCUAUGCCACCUCGGGCCAAGCUAAUCACACCAUGGGAUGGCGAGCAUGGAGGCUCCGUGUGACCGAGGACAAUGUCGGCGCGUGGAUGAUGCAUUGCCAUAUCCUUCCGCACAUGGUCAUGGGAAUGCAGACAGUCUGGGUGUUUGGCAAUGCCACCGAGAUCAUGAGCGAGAUACCACAGCCAUAUAUCAACGGCUACCUAGAGUACGGGGGAAGCGCUUAUGGUAAUGAUAGUUCUGACCCAUUAGUUGUGCCGUAUUAUGACGAUUAG
Messenger RNA from Pestalotiopsis fici W106-1, 1827 nucleotides. RefSeq lists its product as uncharacterized. Bases 1 to 1827 code for a protein of 608 amino acids. Gene Ontology annotation, molecular function: copper ion binding; oxidoreductase activity. Lineage: Eukaryota; Fungi; Ascomycota; Sordariomycetes; Amphisphaeriales; Sporocadaceae. The record is from RefSeq and is a predicted model, not a curated record. The transcript is spliced from 3 exons.